CGACGCGGGAUCUUCAGAAUCUCAAUAAUUAAGAAGUCGAUUUUAAGCUUUUAUAUUUACAACAUCCAGCAAUCAUGGGAAUUCAAGGAUUGCUGCCAUUUUUAAAGAAGAUCCACCAACCUGUGAAUGUCUCACAAUUUGCUGGAUGUACUGUAGCCAUAGAUGCAUACUGCUGGCUGCAUAAGGGAGCCUUCUCCUGUGCCGAGAAAUUGGCUCUUGGUGAAAAAACAGACCAGUAUGUAUACUACUGUAUGAAGUACAUCAAUUAUCUACUAUCAAAGAAUAUUAAACCUAUUAUGGUUUUUGAUGGAUGCCACUUGCCGUCGAAGAAAAAUGUUGAAAAGACCAGGAGAGAAAAGAGAGAGAUCAACCGUAAGAAGGCUGCGCAGUUCCUUCGGGAAGGGAAGCGAGCGGAAGCGAGGGAAUGUCUCCAGCGAUGUAUUGACAUCUCUCCAGAAAUGGCCUUACAACUCAUGAAUACGUGCCGAAACAACAGUGUGGACUGUAUAGUGGCGCCGUAUGAGGCUGACGCUCAACUUGCAUACUUGAACAAGAUCGGGGUGGCCCAGGUUAUCAUCACAGAGGACUCCGAUCUCCUUUUGUUCGGCUGUGAAAGGGUACUGUUCAAGAUGGACCAUGCUGGUAAUGGUGUGCUCAUAGAGCAGCGUCGCCUUAACGAGGUGAUGGAGAUCCAGCCAGACCACUACACGUUUGACAAGUUUCGUUAUAUCUGUAUCCUGUCAGGCUGUGAUUACCUCCCCUCUCUCCCGGGCAUUGGGCUUGCGAAGGCCACGAAGGUGUUCAAGAUUGCCAGACAGGCAGUAGUGGAACAGUUGCUGACGAAACUCUCAACAUACCUGAAGUGCAACAUUACGGUGCCACCGGAGUAUAUAGAAGGCUUCAAGGCUGCAGACAAUACAUUCCUGUACCAACUGGUGUUUGAUCCCCUUAAAAGGAAGCUGGUACCUCUGAAUUCCUAUGGCCCUGAUGUGGAUCCGAAGGAAAUGGCGUAUGCUGGCUCCUACAUGCCCCAGGAAAAAGCCCUACAGAUAGCACUGGGAAACAUUAAUAUCUACAAUGGCGAAAAGUUUGCUGAUUUUGAUCCUGAGAGAUUUGUGCCAAAGUACGGGAAGAAGAAGCCCGAAAUGUUGCACAUGCUGAGCAUGUGGAGUCGUGGAUACCGGGUGAAGCCGAGGGCGGCCCUCAAGGAAACCCAAACUCCAGAGCGUCCUAACAUGAGGGGGCGUGAGGUGGAGGUUAGAAGACCUCUUAGGAGGAGUCCCAGGAAAAGGGCUCACCAAGAUGAGGAUUGUGAGUUAUCCAAGACAAAUUCUGAGUUGACCAACAUGUAUGGGGAUGGUCCUCCAGAGAAAAAGGUUCGGCCUGACGUCGGAGAUGAUCUACAUAGAUUCAUGUUUGCUAAGAAGAGCGACUCUCAAGGUACACAACCCCCUGAUCAGUCUGACUCAGAACCUGAACCAGAGCCUGCCAACCCCGGUGGAAAGCGCACUCCAGCAUUCUUUAACUCCCUGCGUGAGGCCCAUCCGACCCUCAUUAGUAGCCCAUCCAAGGAUGAGGAGGAGAAGGAGAAUCAUGUUAAAUCUCCCACCAGGAAUAUGUUUGCCUGUAGGUCUCCCAGCAAGAGACUCAGGUUCAACCUGAAUGCAGAGAAACCCAAGCCUGUAGAGGUCAAGAGCAGGUUCUUUUCCCCUGUAUCCCGUGGAGCUUCUAAAGAUGCAGAGAUAUCCAAACAGACCAGUAUAAGCGGUUUCAGACCAGCACAUUCAAACACCGAGAAUGUUUACAAUGAGACGGGUACAGAAAUAUGUGACAACCCUGAGACAGACACUAAAGACAGUGUGCCUAGUGUAGAUUCUCCAAGGACUAUGUCUCCAUCUACAAAAGAUAGGAAAAGUUCAUCAGGGCUAUUUAAGUUUACAAAAACAUCCCAGAGUGAUGUAUCUUCCCCAGCAUCUAAUUCUGCAUUCAACUGGUCUAAGUUCAAAUUCAACAAACAAGGAAGUUCAGACUCUUUGGACUCAACCAAAUCUGUACAUAAUCCUUUCAAAAAAGUUGUUUCAUCAAGUAAAUCAAAUUCAACAUCCAUCCUCAAUAGCAGCGCUACAGCUGAUACAGGAGGCAUGAUUAACUCUGAUAUAGACAGCAAGACAGACUGUGAUAAUGAUAAUGAAACAUGUGAUAAAGAUGCAGGAUUUACUGAUAAAGACUUGGAAGUUAGCGAGCAAGACACAUCAUUAAGUGAGAAAGAACCAGAACUAGGAGAUACAAGCCCCUCAGAGCUGGGUGAUGCCCGCUGCUCCAUAUCAGACAGUUACCCCUAUAGCAUAGACUCCAUGUGUAUGUCCCAGCAAACAGCAGGGAGUCAAGACUCUCUCCCCAGUCUUCCUUCACUCAGCCAGGAUGGAGACAAUACUGUCAUUGAUAACUCUAAUAAAUCUGUAAAGAGGGUACCAAGUCUGAGUAUAUAUUUCAAACCUGCUCCCAGUGAUUCACAAGGGUCAACAGUCAUCUCCAAGGGUAUAUCUGAUCGAGGAGACACACAGGAUGAACCUCAAACUGACUUUGGAGAUGGCCCUGCGAAGGUGGUGUUCAUUAUUGAGUCAGAUGAUGAGGAUGUCGGUGCUGAGGCAGACUCCCUUACGAAGCCAAAGAAAGAGGAUUUAAAGCCAAAACCAGGUUUAAAGUUGGGUGGUGUGAAACCGGGUUGUCGAGUAUCGGGUUUGUCAAGAAAGUCACGGAAAUCCUCAAGUGACUCACUCGACAAAAACCAGCCAAAGUUGAAAGAUAUGUUUGCCAAGUUCUCUUACAAUAAACAGUGAAUGGCCCGACUUCCCAAUGACUUGAUUCCUCUGACCAAGGGGAAUGCCUGAUGUGAUACUUUUCCACAAAACUCUUUACAAGAUAAACAUUUAAAUUGAAUUCUAAUGAAAUAUGAAUUGCAUGGAAU
Molecule: messenger RNA, 2968 nt
Organism: Mya arenaria
Lineage: Eukaryota; Metazoa; Mollusca; Bivalvia; Myida; Myidae
Product: exonuclease 1-like
Exons: 15
Coding region: 75-2840 (921 amino acids)
Biological process (GO): mismatch repair; DNA recombination
Cellular component (GO): nucleus
Molecular function (GO): DNA binding; 5'-flap endonuclease activity; metal ion binding
Source: RefSeq, a predicted model, not a curated record